Molecule: messenger RNA, 2308 nt
Organism: Hippopotamus amphibius kiboko
Lineage: Eukaryota; Metazoa; Chordata; Mammalia; Artiodactyla; Hippopotamidae
Gene: FAM131A
Product: family with sequence similarity 131 member A
Exons: 7
Coding region: 879-1724 (281 amino acids)
Source: RefSeq, a predicted model, not a curated record
GGAGGGCUGGCCCUCAGUGUGGACGCGGUGGGGUUCGCUGUUGAUAAGGAGGGAAGGGAGACCGCUGUGGGGUACUUGAUAGAACACGCAGGUCUCGCUCUCCUGCCAGAAUGUGAUGCAGACCCCCGUGUGUGAAGGCCCUGGGUUUCAGGCUGUUUGUAGCUGAAACCGCCUAUGGCUUCAGGGUCUCCGCUGUGAAAUGAGAACCCUGGAUACAGUGAGGUCUUCUGUCCCCAUGCAGUGUGACCGGCAGCCCCAGCCCAGUGAGUCUUCAUGCCCCAUUCCGCCCUUCCCCACCCCUGCUGCCUUCGGGUGGCUCCGCAGUCGGGGCUGGGAGCAGAGGCCGAGCUUUUUCGCAGGACUCGGCCGCAGGUCGCCUCUGCGUGGCUGUGACGUCGGCUCUGCCCCGCCCGCUUCGGGUGGUGACGCGGGCGGCCACGCCCCCGCGCUUACGUCACCAUCCCGGCUCCCUCUCCCGGGAGCGUUGGCGGACGCGCGGCUCCCACCCCUCCCCUCACAGGCUCUCCCCUCCCCGGUGGCGGCCGCGGCCCGACCCUCUGCAAGGCGAUGGCCCGGGCCCCGAGCGCGGGCUAGCGUGCCUGGGUGCCCGGCCAUGGGCUGUAUCGGCUCUCGGAGCCCGGCGGGUCAGGCAUUUCUGGGGACCACCAGCUGGCUGAGGCUCAGGGACAGAGACGGCUGCUCCAGCUAAAGUGGCCUCGGACCCCGCGUGGGCUGUGGAGUGGAUCGAACUUCCUCGGGGCCUCUCUCUAUCUUCCUUGGGAUCUGCUCGGACCCUCCGAGGCUGGAGCCGUUCCUCCCGCCCUUCCUCAGUGGACAGCCAGGACUUGCCAGAGGUGAAUGUUGGAGACACAGUCGCGAUGCUGCCCAAGUCCCGGAGAGCCCUAACUAUCCAGGAGAUCGCUGCGCUGGCCAGAUCCUCCCUGCAUGGUAUUUCCCAGGUGGUGAAGGACCACGUGACCAAGCCCACUGCCAUGGCUCAGGGCCGAGUGGCUCACCUCAUUGAGUGGAAGGGCUGGAGCAAGCCAAGUGACUCUCCCGCUGCCCUAGAAUCAGCCUUUUCCUCCUAUUCAGACCUCAGCGAGGGUGAACAAGAGGCUCGUUUCGCAGCAGGAGUGGCCGAGCAAUUCGCCAUUGCAGAAGCCAAGCUCCGGGCAUGGUCUUCAGUGGAUGGUGAGGACUCCACCGAUGAAUCCUAUGAUGAGGACUUUGCUGGGGGAACUGACUCAGACAUGGCUGGGCAGCUGCCCCUGGGGCCCCACCUCCAGGACCUUUUCACCGGCCACCGAUUCUCCCGGCCUAUGCGCCAGGGCUCCGUGGAACCUGAGAGCGACUGCUCGCAGACCGUGUCCCCAGAGACCCUGUGCUCUAGUCUGUGCAGCCUGGAGGACGGGUUGCUGGGCUCCCCGGCCCGCCUGGCUUCCCAGCUGCUGGGUGAUGAGCUACUCCUCGCCAAACUGCCCCCCAGCCGGGAAAGUGCCUUCCGCAGCCUGGGCCCGUUGGAGGCCCAGGACUCCCUCUACAGCUCGCCCCUCACAGAGUCCUGCCUUUCUCCUGCUGAGGAGGAGCCAGCCCCCUGCAAGGACUGCCGGCCGCUCUGCCUGCCGCCUGUGAGCAGCUGGGAACGGCAGCGGCAAGCCUCUGACGUAGUUUCUUCUGGGGUGGUGUCCUUAGACGAGGAUGUGGUGGAGCCAGAGGAACAGUGACCCAGAUCACGCCCAGUGGUGGCAUGUGUCCCCCGGCUGCUGCUGGGGGCAGAGCCUCCGUGCCCAAGUGCGGGCGAGGCUUCCAACAGAGCUCCAAAGCUUGGAGGGCUCCUGGGAGCACUCACUUCUCCAUUGUGUGUUUGCAUGAAAGUGUUCAGAGGAAGCAGGGGCCAGGUGGGGGCGCAUGUUCGGCCCCCACCCCUGGGGUUUGCCGGGGGUUGCCCGGGGCCCCUGGGGCAUGGCUGCAGCUGUGGCCGACGGUGAUGUUCAUGUUCUUAAAUCUAAAACACCCCACACACAUUUCCUCCUCGGGGGAUGUGAACCCUAAGGAGGUGGCUGUGACUGGGCUGUGUGGGACAGAGCAGGAGGGAGCCCUGCCUCCCCCCGCCCCUCCCCCUGCCUCUCCUCUGCUUCUUUCCUCACCUCUGAGUCCACGUGCAGUGCUUGACAGCAUCACCCCCACCUGGGGGGGCGGGCUCUGACCCUUCUGGAGCUGCUGGAUUGGGCUGUCCCCCCAGGGGCCCCUUGCCCAGCUGGGCUCAUGCUGUGCUUCACCUCUCCAUUGUCUCUAAAUCUUCUUUUUC